Messenger RNA from Gongylonema pulchrum, 324 nucleotides. Lineage: Eukaryota; Metazoa; Nematoda; Chromadorea; Rhabditida; Gongylonematidae. The record is from the annotation of a GenBank genome assembly.
AUGUUGAUGAAGACAAAAGAUGAGCAAAGAAUAUUCACCAAUACAUCAUCCCAUCAAUUAACGUUCGUGGAUCAACUGGCUGCCGAAUGCAUACGUUGUGAAAAAGGCGAAGACAGAAAGAAAUGCUACAAAAUUGCCGAAGAAAUCAAAAAAAAAGCGGACAAAGAGCCUCGUCAUGUGCAAAAUGGCUUAUCCAAAAAUCAAGAAAAAGGAAUGCUUCGGGAUGAGGACGAUGCUUGCUCGACUGCUGCUACUGCUGUUCACCACUCUUUAGUCAGAUACAUUUGGGCAGUUUUGGUCAAGAGCAAGUCUGUGGCAGAAUGA